UUCAUAAACAUAUACUAUACAAGCUUCUCCAAAAUGAUGACGUUCAACCCACCAUCUUUUUUACGCAAGCUCUAGCUCCUCCGAAUGAAAAAGAGAAAAUUCCAAGUUGUUCAAGGAGUAGAGCGCGAUGGAAUUUCCUGCUAGAAGCUAGCAAAAUUAAUUACGGCCAUGGUUUCUGCAACACGAGCUUGUCGGCCUUUGAAUCGACUUACUGCGAUUUUACGACAGCCGAGUCUUCAAAGCCGCUGGCCACUACCAACAGCAAAUACCCUCCGUACUACAACGAGCCACAGAGUUUUCCCGUACACGACAUCGCAGUUCCACACAACCGCAUCGCGCCGUGCAGAUGAGGAGCCGUCCCGUGCCGACCUUUCAGACCUAGAUGUGCUAGGCAAUACACCCGUGCCCUCCACUUCCGUAGACGUCUGCACGUCGAACGGCUUCCACCUCAACAGCGGCGCAAGAGUCACCGACGGCUCCGGCGUCCUCUUAAUUAACGGCGAAGCCUUCACAUGGCGCCCGUGGGCACCUCGCGGCGAGAAACGACUGCUGAAUAAGAAGGGGCAAUGGGAGGUGCCGAAUGAAACCUUCGGAUUGUUUGGAUUGCUGUGGCCCCGACCAGAUUUAUUAAUACUGGGCCUCGGCCCGGAUAUCCGCCCCAUGAGUCCGGAACUGAGGAGGCAUAUUAGCAGCUUGGGCAUGAGGGUAGAGAUUUUAGACACGCGGAAUGCGGCUGCGCAGUACAACUUGCUGGCUACGGAGAGAGGGGUUAAGGAUGUCGCGGCUGCGUUGAUACCCAUUGGCUGGAGAGAGGGCGUGGGCGCUGCUUGAGCGGUGUAUAUGGUCGUUCACCAUAAUUGUCACACCUAUACGGUUCACUUAGACAUAGAGGUGAGAGCACACAUAAAGAAUUAUGCGGUUAGCAGUAUCAUCACUUCAUAUGAUGAUCUUAUUCUAUUACUAGUUAUAGGUUGGACCGGUGCUUUAGUCUCAUCCUAGGCUAUAGCAUUGCCCGUGUCUAAGGGAUACGUAAAGGUGAAAGUCUAGCUAGCAGAGACUACAUAUGUACCCAGACAGGAGGUUGAGGCAAGAAUGUACUAUAUUAGACCAUGGGGCAUGUAUAUUAUACGAAAACUCAAAUGCGACUCGGAUGUACGCGUUAGCACGACUUGAGUCGGGAGACAGGUUUAAGUAAAUCGUCAACGCUGUUGCUUCUCGAUACACUUAGAAAACCCAAUAAUUACUGUACAACCAACCAUAUUCUAUUUGAAUAUGAAUAUUAAGAAAACUCAUAUGGAAUUUUGUUAAUUGUACCAUUAUUUUGUGUGAAGAUGAUUCAGACGAAUAGCUCGUCGCCGUCUUGACGAAAAAGUCGGGGAGUACUAAAAAUUUUAAGCUUGAGUCAUUUAAUAUUCUAGAAGAGCACAGCUUUCAAAUCUAAUCCAC
Daldinia loculata is the source of this 1446-nucleotide messenger RNA. RefSeq lists its product as uncharacterized. Bases 169 to 831 code for a protein of 220 amino acids. Gene Ontology annotation, cellular component: mitochondrial inner membrane. Gene Ontology annotation, biological process: mitochondrial respiratory chain complex I assembly. The record is from RefSeq and is a predicted model, not a curated record. Lineage: Eukaryota; Fungi; Ascomycota; Sordariomycetes; Xylariales; Hypoxylaceae. The transcript is spliced from 2 exons.